Molecule: messenger RNA, 140 nt
Organism: Racocetra persica
Lineage: Eukaryota; Fungi; Glomeromycota; Glomeromycetes; Diversisporales; Gigasporaceae
Source: the annotation of a GenBank genome assembly
AUGGUUAGGAUUGAAGCUAAUUCUAAGUUAGUGCAUGAUAGAAAUGAUUCUGAUUUUAAAAAAGUCACUAAUUUUAAAGAAAAGAUUUUAUGUGGUCCAAUGUAUGGAGUGAGACAAGAAUGUGAUUAUAUUAUCGACAC